AUGGAGUGGCCUACCCUUCAAGAGGUCCACGCCUACCGGCAGCAGGUCUACCGGGUGGUUUCCUCCGUCAUACACGCCGCGUCCGAGGCGGAGAUCUCGAACAUCGGCGCGGACAGCCCGUACUGGGCCCUGCCGAUGGCGAUGGAGCAUGAGCGCAUCCACGUCGAGACGUCGAGCGUGUUGAUCCGCGAGCUUCCCCUCGAGCACGUCUCGCGCCCGGCGACGUGGCCGGCCCCGCAUGUCCCCGAUUCCGAUGACGGCGACCGCUCGCCAACGCCGCCUCCAAUCGAAAACCCUCUGGUGCGAGUGGAGGGAGGCGUGGUCCGCCUGGGGAAGCCGAAGGAUUUUCCGAGCUUCGGCUGGGACAACGAGUACGGUUCGCGCGAGUUCUACGUACCCAGUUUCGAGGCCGCCAAGCACAUGGUCACCAACGGCGAGUUCUUGGAGUUCGUUGCGGACGCGGGGUACGCGCGGCAGGAGCUGUGGUCGGACGAGGGGUGGAGGUGGAAGAUGUUCCGGAACGUCAAGAAGCCGCAGUUUUGGGUGUCGGAGGGCUAA
Ectocarpus sp. CCAP 1310/34 is the source of this 558-nucleotide messenger RNA. The record is from the annotation of a GenBank genome assembly. NCBI's taxonomy places the organism in Eukaryota, Phaeophyceae, Ectocarpales, Ectocarpaceae.